This is a messenger RNA of Aureobasidium subglaciale EXF-2481, 3885 nucleotides long. RefSeq lists its product as uncharacterized. The record is from RefSeq and is a predicted model, not a curated record. Gene Ontology annotation, biological process: transmembrane transport. NCBI's taxonomy places the organism in Eukaryota, Fungi, Ascomycota, Dothideomycetes, Dothideales, Saccotheciaceae. Bases 1 to 3885 code for a protein of 1294 amino acids. The transcript is spliced from 3 exons. Gene Ontology annotation, cellular component: membrane. Gene Ontology annotation, molecular function: ATP hydrolysis activity; ATP binding; ABC-type transporter activity.
AUGGCUGCACAGACGACUGGGCCAGAGCUGCCACCUAACGCAUCACAACUUCUAGAUGACAAUGCGAAGGACACAGCCGAAUCACGAAAGUCUUCGUCUCAGGCUCAAAGCUCAUCCAGAACUCCAGAGGGGAAAGAUGAAGAUGAAGGCAAAGGAGGAGGCAUCGGGGUCUACUUCCGAAUAUUUCGGUAUGGCGAUCGUCUUGACUACCUCCUAUAUGCCAUCGGCAUUCUUGGCGCUAUCGCGGUUGGUGCUGCUCUGCCUUUAAUGACGUUGGUCUUCGGUUCGUCGGCCAGCUCUUUCAACGAUUACGCUGUCGAUCAAGGAAACUCGAACCAAUUUCAAAGUGACAUCAACCGCCAGGUCCUUUAUUUCGUGUAUUUGUUCAUCGGCCGUUUCGUGAUUGGAUACGUUGCAACCCUUUGCAUCUGCAUCGCCGCUGCAAGAACUACCAACUCAUUGAGGAAAAAGUUCCUUGAAAGUCUGUUGAGGAAAGAGAUCUCGCAUUUCGACUUGCAGGGCAAUGGAUCUGCUGCUACUCAGGUCACCACGAAUGGGCAUCGGAUCAACCAAGGCAUAGCUGAGAAGCUGUUUUCUCUUGCCAUGGGUAUUUCGUUGUUCUUCUCAUCUUACAUCGUUGCACUGGCCGUGCAAUGGAAACUUGCUCUCAUCACAAUGAGUAUAGUACCUGCAAUCGUUUUGAUCGUCGGAGGAUGCAUCAGUCUGGAUGCACCUAUCGAGGCUCGGAUCACACGUAUAUAUUCCAGGGCAGCAACACUGGCGCAAGAUGCCAUCAGCUCUGUCAAGACUAUUCACGCCUUUGGAGCACAGUCAAAAAUUGUCGAAUGGUAUGAUGAGUAUCUGCAAACAGCACACAAUGAGGGCAAAAAGAAGUCGCUAAUCUACGGCGUUUUGUUCUGCGGGCAGACAUUUCUAGUCAUGUCAGGCACCUCGCUCGCGUUCUGGCAAGGCUUUCGGAUGUUCCGCAGCGGCGAGAUUGGUGAUGUCGGCACAGUACUUACUGUCAUCCUGAGCGUCACACUCGGUGCGACCUCUGUACUGCUCAUUAUGCCACAGAUACAGGCCAUCACGAAUGCUUCAUCGGCCGCUGCAGAGCUUUUUGCAAUCAUCGAUAAGCCAUCUCUACUCGAUCCUCUCUCUCCCGAAGGUAUAAUGCCUGAUGAUUGUGUCGGAGACAUCGAGAUUCGCAACUUGUCUUUCUCAUAUCCUUCGCGACCCACGGCGCCUGUACUGCAAGAUCUUAGCCUGCGUAUACCUGCUGGAAGGACUACCGCCUUAGUCGGACCCAGUGGAUGUGGCAAGUCAACGUUGAUUGGCCUACUAGAAAGAUGGUAUCAGCCAACAUCAGGACAAAUCCUGCUAGAUGGCCAUGACAUCAGUACCUUCAACACGAACUGGCUGCGCAACAACAUCAGACUAGUCCAGCAGGAACCCACCCUCUUCCAGGGCACGGUAACUUCGAACGUUGCGAAAGGCCUGGUCGGGGAUCAACUAGGCUUGAGCGAAGAACAGCAGACUCAACUCAUUCAGCGAGCUUGUGUGGCUGCCGAUGCCCAUGACUUCAUCCAAAGGUUCCCCGAAGGCUACAACACACAGCUUGGAGAACGAGCCAGCAUGCUCAGUGGCGGACAACGCCAGCGAAUCUCUAUCGCUAGAAGCAUUGUAGCCGAUCCCAGAAUUUUGUUAUUCGAUGAGGCCACAAGUGCGCUUGAUCCUCGUGCAGAAAGAGUGGUUCAGGCUGCGCUCAACAGAGUCUCGAUCAACAAGACGACAUUGAUCAUCGCACACAAGCUCGCUACAGUCAUGGCAGCUGACAAUAUCGCGGUCAUGAUCAGUGGAAGAGUAGUCGAGCAAGGUACUCAUAGCGAGCUCCUUGAACGCGAUGGUCUCUACGCAGCCAUGGUACGCGCGCAGGACUUAGGAUUUGCCGUUGCCGAAAAAGAGCCUGAAACAACAUUCAGCGGGUCAGAAGAGCCUAUGAAAGCUGAGAAGGCGGACAUCGAGAUCGACGCAGCAUCAACGAAGGAAAAUGAAAUCGGAUCGGACGUGCCAGGAUCCACCGCAGAUAAGCUUGUUGCCGGCACGCUCAACUUCUCCCUCAUCAAAUGUAUCCUCAUCAUGCUAAGAGAGCAUUCCGACCUGUAUCCAUGGUAUUUGCUCAUAAUGUUGGUUUACUUGACCGUCGGAGGCACACAACCGGCUCAAGCCAUCAUCUUCUCCCGUCUGAUCCGAGUCUUUACACUUGAAGGCUCGGAAGCCAAACGACAGGCUGAUUUCUAUGCCCUUAUGUUUUUUGUUCUGGCUAUUGUCAACCUCUUCGGCUAUUUCUUGAUAGGUGUAGCAUACAAUACGCUUGGUCAGACUCUCACUCAUCGCUAUCGUCGUGAGAUGAUCGAGCGUAUCGUUCAUUUCGACCAAGACUUCUUUGACAGGCCUGAAAACUCUUCUGGCGCCCUGACUGCCAAGCUAUCUUCCGUCCCUUCAUCGGUACAAGAGCUAAUGUCAGCCAACCUCGGUCUCAUGCUCAAUGUAGUGGUCAAUAUCAUAGCUACUAGUGUAGUAGCCAUUGCUUUCGGGUGGAAGCUUGGUCUAACGCUAGUGUUUGGUGGACUUACAGUCAUCGUUGCUGGUGGAUAUAUUCGUAUCAGACUGGAUCAGAAGCUAGAAGCUUCAACCGAGGAGCAAUUCGCGAGUAGCGCUGGACUGGCGUCUGAGGCAGUUUCGUCUAUCCGGACCGUCAGCUUCUUAGCACUCGAGCGCUCGGUCAUGCGCGAAUACAGCGAGACGCUGGAUGCCAUCGUCAGCAAGGUUAUCCGGAGUCUGAUGAUGACCUUGAUUCCUUACGCGUUCUCUCAAUCAGCAGACUUCUUGGUGAUGGCGCUCGGGUUCUGGUACGGCUCGCGACUCAUAGCACAAGGCGAAUACUCGACAACCCAAUUCUUUGUAGUCUUCCUUUGCGUCAUCUUUGGUGGCCAAGGAGCUGCACAAUUCUUCGGAUAUACGACUUCGAUCACCAAAGCGAGAGGUGGCGUCAAUUACGUACUCUGGCUUCGAACCAUUAGACCCACCAUAUGUGAGACAGAAGAGAAUGACGGCAACGGACCUCGCGCGGAGAAAGAUGACGUGAGCUUAGAGCUUGAUCAUGUCGACUUCCAAUACAAGCAACGCGGUACGGCGAAAGUCUUGCGCGACAUCUCGAUGAAGAUACCUGCGGGAACAUACGCUGCUUUUGUCGGACCCUCAGGCUGCGGUAAAAGUACUAUCAUCGCUCUUCUCGAGCGCUUCUACGACCCCUCUACUGGUCGCAUCACCCUUAAUGGCGAUGAUAUCUCGUUGAUGUCGCCACAUAUGUACAGAAGCUGUAUGUCACUGGUUCAGCAAGAACCACCACUUUACCUGGGCUCUGUACGUCAAAACAUCACUAUUGGGCUGGACUACGAGCCUUCUGAUGCAGAAGUACUGGAAGCUUGCCGUCAAGCAAACGCCAUAGACUUCGUCACCUCGUUGCCAGAAGGUCUUGCAACACCUUGUGGCUCGCGCGGUUUACAAUUCAGUGGCGGCCAACGCCAACGUAUCGCGGUAGCUCGAGCGCUUAUACGCAAACCAUCUCUAUUGCUUCUCGAUGAAGCGACAUCAGCACUGGAUACACAGAGCGAGAGGGUGGUACAGAAAGCACUCGAUGAAGCUGCUGCUGGAAGGACGACCAUAGCAGUUGCGCACCGUCUGAGUACGAUCAAACAUGCUGAUGUCAUCUUUGUGAUCGAAGAUGGCAAAAUCGCAGAGAUGGGUACACACGAAGAGUUGCAAAGAUUGAGGGGCAAGUAUCAUGCUAUGUGUUUGGCGCAAACUCUUGAUCAAUCCUGA